Molecule: messenger RNA, 2442 nt
Organism: Vitis vinifera (wine grape)
Lineage: Eukaryota; Viridiplantae; Streptophyta; Magnoliopsida; Vitales; Vitaceae
Exons: 14
Coding region: 1250-2155 (301 amino acids)
Biological process (GO): tRNA splicing, via endonucleolytic cleavage and ligation
Molecular function (GO): tRNA 2'-phosphotransferase activity
Source: RefSeq, a predicted model, not a curated record
CAAUGGUUGAACGGGUUCGAAAGCCCUGGAAAAUUGUUCUUUAUGAUUUGUUUCCCUUUUUUUAUUUUUUUUAUUUUAUUUUUAUUUUUUUAUUAUUUCCAAUCUCUACUAAAUCUGUAACUGGCAUCAAGAAGCCCUUGUCUGAAGUUGCCCGUCCAGACGAGAGAAUCCCUAAAAAGGCCCUAUUCUCCUCUGCCACUCUCAAUCCUCGCAGAUUUUGUAUCCUGUGCGUAGACUGGACUGGUAAGAAAUGUCGGGAAAUUUCCCGAAAAAUCGGUAAAAAUACCGAUCGGCGAUAUUCCCGUAAAAUUACCGAAAUUUCCAUCGAUCGACAAUUGGUGACGAAUAUCGUGUCGGAGUCGGCCGAUAAGCGAAAUUUCGGAUAAAUAUCACCAAAAUUUUUCGAUAUUUCAAACACUGCAUGCUUGCUGGGUUUCAAAUCAAAUGGGUUCUUCUUUAGGCACAUAAUUUUGAGGCUUUGAAUGGGUCUUUGCCUCUUUCAAUCAAAUGAAGAACAUCAUUGAAUCGAGAUUAUGUUGAUUUUGGUUUCGCCUAAAUUAAACUUGAGAUCAGAAACCUCAAAUUUUCCACAUGAAUUUGAUCAAGAUCGGCCCAGUUACAGCCCAAUAGUUCAAAAUUUGGGCCGGCCCAUACCUGAGUGAACUCACAUAGCCUAGGCCCUCAGUCAGUCCAAACAAAAGCAUCCAAUUAUCCCUUCUCAGAACGCUGCGUUUCUGUUGAUCUUUGAGUUCAAGGGAUCCGAUCUGCGUCUAAGGCGAUGUCUGAGUUGAAGAGAAUUAUUUAUUUCUGCGUGCAGUCAACAUAAAGUAAAGGCUGUUGCUGUAGCAAGAGAAUAUUCUGUAUAUUCUUUUCUUUGCUUAUAGCCUUGGCUAUGGUUUCUGAAUGAAGAGGUUCUUAGAGAGAUCCAUUAGGGAUGAGAGUAUGCAGUGGAUGGCGGCGUCGCCUUUAUUGUCUCCCUCUCGUUUUGUUCAUUCCUUAUUUUUUGUCUGUUUUGGAAUUGCAUCAAAGCUCAACUAUAGAAGGUUCACAGAAAAAACAUAGUAAGAAAUUUGGUCAUCUGGUUCUUGGGCCUGCUGCUGGUGGGCUUGGGCUUAGAUAGUAUUUCUGGAUUUGAUAUUUUUGGAUAGAACACCCAUAAACACCAAUCACCGGAUUCACCGCCAUGGCAGAAUUCAAUAUACUAGUAUAGCCUAUACAGCUCCGAGCCCCGGACUGCACCCACCGAUCCAUGUGGGCUUCUGUCACUGGUAAUGGCAUUCGAAUUUUGCGUUACUGCUAUGUAUGCCUGCCACCUGUCACGCCCACUCCAUCAUCCCUGUCCGGGCUGUCCCUGCUGACUCGUUUUGGCGUCCUAGUUUCAAUGGAGAACAAUAGCGCUAAGAGCUCUUCCUUCUCUGCUUUUGCUCAUUCCAGUAGAAGUGGUGGUAGGGGAAGAGGUGGGACCAUGAGGGAUGAUCGAGAAAGAUCAAGAGGCCGUGGUGGUGGUGGCGGCGGCAGUUCUGGCAAAGAUAAAAUUGACGCUCUUGGGAGACUCUUGACUCGUAUAUUACGGCAUAUGGCUUCUGAGUUAAACUUGAAUAUGCGGAGUGAUGGGUAUGUCAGAGUUCAAGAUUUGCUAAAGCUGAAUAUGAAAACAUUUGCCAAUAUCCCAUUAAGAUCGCACACAAUUGAUGAUAUUAGGGAGGCUGUCAGGAAGGAUAAUAAGCAGCGAUUUGGCCUCCUAGAAGAAAAUGGGGAGCUUUUGAUUCGGGCAAACCAAGGGCACACAGUAACGAUAGUUGAAUCUGAAAGCUUACUAAAACCAAUCCUUUCGGCUGAAGAAGUUACGGUGUGUGUCCAUGGAAGCUAUAAGAGGAAUCUGGAAUCAAUUUUGGAGUCUGGUCUCAAACACAUGAAGAGAUUGCAUGUUCACUUCUCAUGUGGCUUGCCAAUGGAUGGGGAAGUAAUUAGUGGUAUGAGACGAGAUGUUAAUCUUCUGAUCUUUCUUGAUGUCAGAAAAGCUUUGGAAGAUGGAAUGAAGCUCUACAUUUCAGACAACAAGGUCAUCUUGACCGAAGGUUUUGAUGGUGUUGUGCCUGUCAAGUACUUUGAAAAGAUAGAAUCUUGGCCAGAUCGACAAACCAUUCCCUUUUAAAUGGAGAUCAGGAUGGAAGAUGAGAAAUUCCCUUCAAUAAAAGUCUCUUGACCAGUUUUGAGCAGGAUAAGCCUCUCUUGCUUCAUUAGCAGUCUGCAAUCACAUUCAAAUCCUCUGUUUUUGCCAUGUGUUUGUUACUUUAUUUGUCAAAGUGAAAUUCAAACAGAUGCAGGCAACUGAUACAUUCAUCAACUUUUAUGUCACUUCGAAAAUUUUGUUUGCGAAAGUACCCAAGAUUGUGCUGUAAAUGAAAAGGCUUUCAUAGAAAUGGUAUUCACUGUUAACUA